This is a messenger RNA of Mya arenaria, 2169 nucleotides long. RefSeq names its product cytochrome P450 3A2-like. The record is from RefSeq and is a predicted model, not a curated record. Lineage: Eukaryota; Metazoa; Mollusca; Bivalvia; Myida; Myidae. Gene Ontology annotation, molecular function: heme binding; iron ion binding; oxidoreductase activity, acting on paired donors, with incorporation or reduction of molecular oxygen. The transcript has 14 exons. The coding region runs from base 61 to 1599 and encodes 512 amino acids.
GCAUGACCUAAAUAUAUCAAAUGAAAUACCCUUGAAAAUUUCAUCAUAAUAAAACCAAAAAUGGAGAUCUUUGGGUUUUACUCCAUAUUGUGGAAUAUCAUUAAAACAUUAUUAAUUCUAUUUCUCUUCUCCAUAGUGUAUGAUUGGGUCCAGAUGCUGUUAUGGAAGCACAAAUACAAAAUAAAAGGUGCCUUUCCCCUGCCAAUUUUUGGAACAAUGUUGUCUUACAUUAUGGCGCCUGGCGCAGAGGAUCAGCGAAAACGGUUUGAGAAAUAUGGUAGCGUUUUCGGCGGACCGUCCGGUUCUACCAGAGUCAUUGCAGUUGCCGACAUUCAAUUGCUGAAAAAAAUCAUGAUCCAGGACCACGUGGAGUUCCAAAACCGAUAUGUUUUCAAAGCAGGAUACGAUCCUCCGCCGAUUGCCCACACGCUAUUAUAUUUGGACGAUGAGGAGUGGAAACGCGUCAGGAGCAUUAUCACUCCUAGCUUUAGUGUCGGAAAAUUAAAACAGAUGACCAAACAGAUGAAUUCCUGCGCUGAACUGCUUAUUGCUGGCUUUCUAGAAAAGGCAAACCCAAGUGCAGUCAUAGAACCAAAAGUACAUUUUGGCUGCUAUACCAUGGACGUGAUCGCCAGUAAUGCUUUUGGAAUAUCCACUAACGCCUUCAAAAACCCCGACGACCCGUUCAUAAGGCACGCGAAGAGAGCGUUUUCAACGCCAGUCUUCAGCCCAAUCUUAGUUUUAGCAUUUUUGUUCCCAAGGCUCUUUUCUCCAAUCUCAAAUCUGUUGAAGUAUAGUGCGUACUACCCAAAGGAUUCCCUUGAGUUUUUCUGUGAUGUUUCAAGCAAAAUCAUUGAAGAACGGAAACAAACUUUUGAUCCAAGCCGAGUAGAUUUACUUCAGCUGAUGCUUAAUGCGGAACUUCAUGAUAAUGACAAGGACGCCAAAACCAAGAAAAGGCUAUCUGUAGAGGAGCUAAUUGCCCAGAUGUUUAUAGUGUUUGUUGCCGGCUAUGAGACCACCGCCUCACUUCUUCAAUACGCCGCAUACGCUUUAGCCCUCCAUCCUGGCGUCCAGGAUAAACUUACUUCCGAGAUAGACAACUGUAUCCCUGAAGAUGUCACUGAGCUAACGUAUGACGUAAUACAAGAGAUGCCCUAUCUAGACCAGUUCGUUUACGAAACCUUGAGAAUGUACCCACCUAUUGUAGCGAUGAACCGAAGGACCAGCAAAGACAAGGAUGUGUUUCUGGACGGUUAUUGGUUUCCCGCCGACACAAUGAUCAUGUACAACAUAUACAUGAUCCACCAUGACCCAAAACAUUAUCCUGAGCCUGAAAAGUUCAAACCUGAAAGAUUUCUCCCUGAAGAGAAGGCAAAACGUGACCCGUUCACCUUCAUACCGUUCGGACAUGGUCCUCGGAACUGUAUUGGCAUGCGGCUUGCUCUCCUCGAGGCGAAAAUUGCCCUGGUGUCUACGUUGAGGAAGGUCAAGUUCUUCCAGGUCACAGAAACUGAGGUGCCCCUGGAAGUUGUCACUUAUGAGCCGUUCCUGCGACCCGCCAGGCCAGUGAAAGUUGGGGUGGAGAGACGAUCUUAGGCCCCAAACUGACAGUUAACAGCACACGAGGUGUUUAAAAAAUGAGUCGUCACAUUUAUGUUAUGUAGAGUCGGUGUACAUACAUGAGGGAAUUAUUGAAAGAAGUCUUUUUUAAAAACAAAUAAAUAAUUGUAUUUUACUCGUCUGUUGUGAAACAGGCAAUAAUCGCUUGAGCGGCAUGUAAAGCCAACAUAGUCUUCCCAUUUUCAAUUGAACAUUGGCUCUGGAAGUUUUUUGAUGAUUUGCGUGGAGUUGUAGUAAGCAGUACAUUAUGUCAAUUUAAUGAUUUUAAACCGUUGUAGAAAGCGUGUAUAUCUCAACAAGAUAUUUUGCAAGUGUAUGUAAAGGUGUGAUUGUUGUCGUUCUCUUAAGAUUGUUAUAAAACAUUGAAUGCGUUUGAUAUCCAAUCCUAUAAUCGUUCAUUUGCAUACUCGUGUUCAUUAGUAUACUCGAAUGUAGUGAGUAUGACAAGUUUGUAGUUGCAUUAUAUUAUCAUUGUAUGUGUUGUCUCUUUUCAUGGAUGCUUAAGCUAGAAAGUAUGUAUUAUAAAUAAAUUGCCAUAAACGUAAA